AUGGCAGCAAAGUUCCUCGGCGAGCCAACUAAAGUCGUCACAGGCAGCUACGAUCGAACGCUCAAAAUAUGGGACCUCAGAAUGAAAUCGUGUAUAGAAACAAAAUUUGCCGGAUCAUCCUGUAACGACUUGGUUACGUCAGAUGGUGCUGGCUCCACCAUCAUAUCGGGACACCUCGACAAGACGAUUCGAUUCUGGGACAUCCGCUCGGAGAUAUCGGCCAACGACAUCGUGCUCCAGGGCAGGAUCACAUCGCUUGACCUUAUCAGAGACAGUAACUAUUUACUGGCGUGCGUGCGGGACGACUCAACAAUACAACUGAUAGAUCUUCGGAUGAAUACAAUAGUGCGCUCCUUCAGGCUAUCUUGCGUACGGGACGAGAAUAUCGCAUGGCAACACAAAUCUCCUGUUCAUGGCGUUGAAUCUUUUUACAAUGUUGCACUGCUGCGAUACGUACGAUGUGUAGAACUAGACGCCGUUUGCUAA
This is a messenger RNA of Diatraea saccharalis (sugarcane borer), 486 nucleotides long. Lineage: Eukaryota; Metazoa; Arthropoda; Insecta; Lepidoptera; Crambidae. The record is from the annotation of a GenBank genome assembly.